This is a messenger RNA of Silurus meridionalis, 5185 nucleotides long. RefSeq names its product tetratricopeptide repeat domain 17 (gene ttc17). Gene Ontology annotation, biological process: cilium organization; actin filament polymerization. Lineage: Eukaryota; Metazoa; Chordata; Actinopteri; Siluriformes; Siluridae. Gene Ontology annotation, molecular function: protein binding. Bases 36 to 3569 code for a protein of 1177 amino acids. Gene Ontology annotation, cellular component: cytoplasm; actin cytoskeleton. The record is from RefSeq and is a predicted model, not a curated record. The transcript has 25 exons.
GGAAAGGAACGGUUAGAAGCAAGUCAGAGAAAAACAUGGCGGAAGUUCAGCGAUCCAGUUUCGGGAGAAACGGUGUGUGUUUCAGCGUGCUAUGGAAAGCGUCUCUACGGGCCAGGAUGCUUCUCUUCACAUGUAUGCUAUUGGUCGAACCUGGACGGGCUACAACACACUGGGUGGUUACAGAGGACGGGAAAAUCCAACAACAGGUGGAUUCUCCGCUCAACCUGAAACACCCCCAUCAUCUAGUCCUUUUCAUGCAGCAGGAGACUCGUGUCAACUACCUCAAGAAAUUAGAGAAGCAGCUGGUCGCUCAGAAAAUCCACAUCGAGGAGAACGAAGACCGCGACACCGGAUUAGAACAGCGGCACUAUAAAGAGGACGCCGACUGCGUCACGGCUAAAGUCCCUCUCGGGGACCUGGACCUCUAUGACGGCACUUUCAUCUCCCUGGAGGGCAAAGGCAUAAAUCCUGAAGAUCACGUGGAUUUUACAUCGCCUUUACGUCCAGACCCGAAAAAGUUCGAGUGCGAAACAAUCCUGGAGCUUCCCUACAGCAUUCACGCGUACCAGCAUUUAAGGGGCAUGCAAGGGAAAGAAAACCUCACAUCACCUUUGCUUUCAAAGGACGACCCUAUUUUCGAUUCUGUAACCCAUAAGCUGGGUCAUGACAUAGACGAAGUGGGUCAUAGAAUCCACCAGGGUCUCCUGAGGAAUUCCUCCUCCUGGGUGCUUUACAAUCUGGCCUCAUUCUACUGGCGUAUGAAGAACGAGCCUAGUAAAGCCGUGGACUGCAUCAUCCGCGCGCUGCACUUCUCUCCCAGGCAACACAAGGAUGUAGCUCUCAUCAACCUGGCAAACGUUCUCCACCGAGCUCACUUUUCAGCAGAUGCCGCCAUCUUGGCUCAUGCCGCCCUGGACCACACGAGUGAUCUGUUUACCAGCCACUACACACUUGGCAACAUCUACGCUAUGUUGGGGGAGUAUAAUCAUUCGGUGCUCUGCUAUGAGCAGGCUCUGCAGGCUCAGCCAGGCUUUGAGCAGGCUCUGAGGAGGAAGCAUGCUGUCCUGUGUCAGCAGAAGCUCGAGCAGCGGCUUGAGGCUCAGCACCGGUCUCUUCAGCGCACUCUGAACGAACUGAAAGAGUACCAGAAGCAGCACGAUCAUUACCUGCGGCAGCAGAGCACGCUGGACAAGCAUAAGCUUAUUCAGGAGGAACAGAUUCUACGCAACAUCAUCCACGAGACACAGAUGGCCAAAGAGGCACAGCUCGGUAACCACCAGAUGUGUCAUCUCGGUCAGCAGCAGCACAGCCUGUUCUGUCCUUUCGACUUACCUGUUCGUUAUCACCGUGGAGAUCUUUUUGAGAACGUGCACUACAUCCAGUUUGGCGAGAAGGUGUCCAUAGCCGGCAGCGUGGCUCUGGUGUCGGAGCUGAGUGUGAACGAGAGCCGAAGCCCCCAGCUGUACUCCACUGUGUCCGGAGGGGACGUGCCAGCAGCACACUGGGACAAGCAGACGUCCUCUAAUGCGGAAACCCAUAGCAUGCUGUGGCCGAGAAGUUCAGACUGUGCUCAGCGUUUUCCCACCAUUCCCUCUGCUAACCUGCUGCCCACCUUCUUCCUACCCCCAGAGACUCAUGGCCUCAGCAGCCUGUAUGCGAACAGGAAUCCCCCAGUGUCUGCCAAGACCCCAGACUGCGGUUUAAAAGCUCAGCCCUUGUCAGGUGCUUCUCUGACCUCUGCACCCUGGGCAUUGCAGGGGAAACAGCUGCCUGACCAGCACGCUACUCAGGUCCUGCUGAAACGUAGCGACGGGCGGACUAUGGAACAAACGGGUGCGCUGAUAGCAAGCACUUUGGAGAAGAUGAGCGUAGCACCAUGGCUGGUUCAGAAUGAAGCAGGGCUCUUUUGGAGAGCUCAGGGAAACGGGACGCGAGCUCUGCAGUGUCUGGUUCAGGCUUUGCACUCGGUGCCACCUCAGCACAAAAACGUGCCGCUAGUCAACACGGCAAACCUGCUGCUCCACUACGGCCUGCACCAUGAAGCCCAUAAGCUCCUGCAGCAGGCCAUAGAGAUCAAUGCCUCAGAGCCUCACACUCUGCUGAGCAUGGUAAGUGUGCAGCUCUCUCGAGGGAACCUGACUGGUGCAUUGACCCUGUUCCGGCACGCCCUGUCUCUGAGUGCCAGUUGCAGCCAGUGCCGUGCCAGCCUGCCUCUGCUGCGCUGCCUGCAGUUCUACCCUUUCCUUUACAAGCACCAGCACCAGGCCUGUCACCACGAUUCAGGUUGCGAGAGGGUGGAGCUCAUUGAGGUGGAGGACUGGGAAUCAGAGGAAAGGCAAGAAACAGGAAACCCAGAUGCCAUGCCUGGAACUGCGCUAAAGGACUCGCUCAUGUUUGAGAAAGUAGUGGUGGAUAGUAAUGGUUCAGGAGAGGUGGGCCAGCAGGAGCGAGGAGAAGAUCCUAAAGGAGGGCUGGAUGUAGAAGAGCCGUGGCCGUUGCACGAGGAACUGAUGGGAGCUUUCGAGGGGGCGCUGGACGUGAGCGUGAAGCGCGGAGACCUACGAGGGAUCCGUGUUCUGAAAAACGACAAGGUGAUGGGUUCCAGCAGCGAUGGUGCCUGCUUCGGGAACUGCGAGGACGAUGACGGGGCGGAAUGGAUCACAUUCCAGGUGAAGAGAAUGCGAAAGCCCAAGGCCGAGGUUUCCGAGAGAUGGACGGGUGAAGACGAUUCGUCUCAGAGUGACCCCUCGUCGGCACACUCCACUCUGGAGAUCAGCGGUCCUACGAUCCCUGCUCCUGGACCUUCAGGACGGUGGAAGGAUUACGACAGUCUGGGCUGGCCAGGACCGGAGGAAUGCCAGCGCACACGGCGGGUAGACCUCACGACUGUGGCCAGCACAUGGCUGGCUGUUUCUGCUAAAAAUAUCGACAUCACAGAACAUAUAGACUUUGCCACUCCACUGCAGGAACCCGCUGCAGAACCGAUGUGCAACGCUAACCUGCCUGCCAGCAUGCACACACUGGACCAUCUGGGGGGAGUGGCCAACCGUGGCAGCAUACACUACACCGGCGAGGGGCAGCUCAGAGAGGUGCUGCAAAAUUUGGGAAAGGAUAAGUUUUCGCAGCAGCCCUUUGAGCAAGUGGGAACCCGCUUAGCCAAAGUAUUGGAAAAGAACCAGACAUCAUGGGUUUUGUCCAGUAUGGCAGCGCUGUACUGGAGAGUGAAGGGUCAGGGGAAGAAGGCCAUCGACUGUCUGCGUCAGGCCCUAAACUCCGCUCCUCACCACAUGAAGGACGUUCCCCUGAUCAGCUUGGCUAACAUCUUCCAGAACGCCCGUCUGUGGGAGGACGCUCUCACCGUGGCCCGCAUGGCCGUGGAGAUCGCGCCUCAUUUCGUCGUCAACCAUUUUACCCUCGCCAACGUCUACAUAGCGAUGGAAGAGUUCGAGAAAGCAAUGCACUGGUACGAAUCCACUCUAAAGCUCCAGCCCGAGUUCGGACCUGCCAAAGACCGUCUCCGUACCAUCCAGUGCUACCUUCUGACCAAGAGGGACAGGCGAGCUCCGUAAAGACACACAGACACACACACACACGCGCACACACACACGCACACAGUAGCAAAUACCUGAAACUCUAUAUAACAAAGAAACAUGGAGGUCUGUAGCUCUGUCGGUUUUUCACCAAAUAUCAUCAUCAUCCAGGGGUUUUCCGGUUAAACAGCUGUUUCUGGUCAGACUCUCGUUCAAUCAAUAGAUCAUUAGAUCUGGUUUUAUUUAUUUCAUGGUGUCAGGGUUUAAUGUAAAGUUGCUUGCACGAGUUUUUUAGGUUUUUUUUUUUUUUUAUAACAAAAAAAGGAGAAAAUCAGAAAGUGAUCCAGAUGUUUGCUGAAAAAAAUGUACACAUUCAGGUACCAAAUCUUGCAACAGUAUAGGGAUGUGCGAUUGAUGAGCAUUGCUGAAACGAGGUUCUAAACUGGUCAUGGCACAAGGAUUUAAUAUUUCAUGGAAAAUACACUGUGUUGGCCAAAAGUUUGUGGACACCUGACCAUUAUAUUGGCGUGCGCUCCUUUUUUCCCACAUUUAGUCCCGAUUCCUGGUUAUAACAAGCGCCACGCUUCUGGGAAGAUGUUCUACAAGAUUUUGUGGAGAUUUGUUCUCAUUCAGGUACUGAUGAAGGUGAGGUGAGGAGGAUUUGGAGGGGUGCAGUCAGUAUUAAUAAUAAUUGUUCAAUAAAGUUGGUGCUCUAUAGCAGGAGAUCUUCCACUCCAACACAUGUAACUUGGAUCUUCAUGGAGCUGGAACAGAUUUGCGUCUCCUAGUUCAGGUGAAGGGAAAGUUUAGUGUUCCCUCAUUUAAAGAAAUCAUAAUUACAUGGUAACAGUUUUGUGGAAGACCAGGUGUCCCAAUAUUUUUGUCUACGCAGUGUAUCAAGAGCACGUUAGUCCCUGCAAAAAGAUAACGUGAAUCAUACGCUCUUUUGGUAGACAGGAUAAAAGAGAAAAACGCAAACGGUCACGUUUUUAUGUUCCGUUUUACAUCGUCAGGAUUCGAAGACGGUUAAUCCAGAGAUCCAGAGUCGUCUUAUACUAGUCAUACAGGGUUAUUAAACGUUUUAUUUAUUUUUUUGGACUAUUCAUUUGUGUGACUAUUAUACACGUCGUUCUUUUUUUUUUUUUUUUUUUUUUAACCUAAUUUUUAAAUAAGAUUCCUGAAUAUAUCAGUGGUUCAUCAAAAAGUCAUUUACAGUGCCAUAAUUUUAACAUUCUGCCGUACACACGUUUGUGUGUCGCCUUUUUUAUUAUAAUAUCUGACACGUGGUUAAGUGUUUUUUAUUUUUUAAUUUAGGAUAGUUUUUCAUGAUGAGCUCAAGGAGCCCGAAACCUACAUCAACCACCCACACACACACACACACACACACACACACACACACACACACACACACACACACCUAUACCUGUGUUUGUAAAAUGUAUUCCAGACUUCCAUGACUUUAACUCUUUUCAUCAAAUAAUGCUACUGGUCUUAUGAUUCAUGAAUAAACGCACAUUGUUGAUAAUAACAACUGAUAAUUCUAUUGAUAAAAAACACUAUUGUCCAUCAUUAAUGGUUGAGGUGAACUUGAAACAGGGUCUUUAUUAUUCUCAAAAGAUGGAAGAUGUAUUUUUUUUUAAAGCUGAAUUGGGGGG